ACAAAAAUUAUUUUCAAUGAAAAAUCCACUAAAAUUUCAUAUUGCUUUUUUGAUCAUUUUUUUUCUUUCAUUUGGUUCAAGUCAUGGUUCACUUCCACCGUUUUGGCCCUAUACAAUCGUCAAGAUGACGAAUUGUCUUGACGGUCCAUCUUUUACCGUUCAUUGCAAAUCCAAAGAUGAUGAUUUGGGGGUUCAUAAUGUGUCUUUCAAAACAGAUUACCACUUCAAAUUUAAAACAAAUAUCUGGAAAUCAACAUUGUUCUUCUGCAGCUUUAAAUGGAAAAAUCAGUUCAAAUGGUUUGAUAUAUUUGAUGCUGUGAGAGAUCAAGAUCUAUGCUAUCAAUGUAAUUGGACUAUAAAAGCUGAUGGUGCAUGCAGACUUGGUAAAAAAGGUGCAUGUUUCCCAUGGAAGUAAUUUGAUAUAAUCGUAAUGAUGAUAUAUAGA
Eutrema salsugineum is the source of this 445-nucleotide messenger RNA. RefSeq names its product S-protein homolog 5. Lineage: Eukaryota; Viridiplantae; Streptophyta; Magnoliopsida; Brassicales; Brassicaceae. Bases 17 to 415 code for a protein of 132 amino acids. The transcript has a single exon. The record is from RefSeq and is a predicted model, not a curated record.